Ruditapes philippinarum (Manila clam) is the source of this 3021-nucleotide messenger RNA. RefSeq names its product beta-catenin-like protein 1. NCBI's taxonomy places the organism in Eukaryota, Metazoa, Mollusca, Bivalvia, Venerida, Veneridae. The record is from RefSeq and is a predicted model, not a curated record. The transcript has 16 exons. Bases 85 to 1764 code for a protein of 559 amino acids. Gene Ontology annotation, cellular component: spliceosomal complex.
AACGGCGACGGUGCUUAGAUUUUUAUCGUUUAAAUUAUCCUAGGUCUUUCCACUCUAUAACAUUUUUACCGUAACACCAUAAACAUGGACGUUGUGGAAUUACUUUCAUUUCAGCCUGACAAACCAAACCCAAAAAGCAAGAAGAGACAAAUUGCUGAUGAUAACGAUGAUGACUACGACGACGAUGAUUAUGUUUAUGAAGAGAAGAAACCGCGUGGUGGUAAAUCCGCCAAGGCCGGCAUCAGUGAGGAAGAGAGAGAGAAAAUACUACAGAUGGUUGAGAAUGAACCUGACGUAGAAGCAAUGGAUGAAACCAAUCUGAAGAAACUGGUGCUGAAAUUCGAGAAAUCUGUCUACAAAAAUCAGGAAAUGCGAAUCAAGUUUCCAGAUAUGCCAGAAAAGUUUAUGGAAUCAGAGGUGGAGCUGAACGAUGUUAUACAGGAAAUGCACGUUAUCGCCACGGCACCGGAACUGUAUCAUAUUCUGGUGGAUUUAAACACAGUACAGUCAAUGCUACAGUUAUUGACACACGAAAACACUGAUAUCUCCAUAGCAACAGUGGAUUUGAUGCAGGAACUGACAGAUGUGGACACACUAAAUGAAAGUGAUGAAGGAGCUGCAGCCUUGAUAGGAGCCCUUGUUGAAGGGCAAGUAGUGGCUUUACUGGUACAGAACUUGGAGAGGCUUGAUGAAAAUGUGAAAGAAGAGGCUGAUGGUGUCCAUAAUACAUUAGCUGUAAUAGAAAACAUGGCAGAGUUUCGGCCAGAGAUGUGUGCAGAAGCUGCCCAACAAGGUCUUCUACAGUGGUUGCUGAAGAGAAUUAGGUCUAAGAUGCCAUUUGAUGCCAACAAAUUAUAUGCUACAGAAAUAUUGGCCAUACUUUUACAAAAUAGUGAUGAUAACAGACAGAUUCUGGGUGAUAUAGACGGUAUAGAUGUUAUUCUACAACAGUUAGCGUGGUACAAGCGUCAUGAUCCAACAUCAAAAGAAGAAAUAGAAAUGAUGGAGAAUAUAUUCAAUUGCCUGUGUUCAUGUCUUAUGUCACCAAUAAACCGGGGGCGUUUCCUGAAAGGGGAGGGGCUACAGUUGAUGAAUCUCAUGUUGAGAGAAAAGAAGAUGUCUCGUAAUUGUGGAAUAAAAGUGUUGAAUCAUGCCAUGACGGGUGUAGAAGGAACGGAUAACUGUCAGAAGUUUGUUGAUAUUUUAGGGCUGAGAACAAUAUUUCCACUUUUUAUGAAAACACCAAAACAGGGCAAGGCUGGACCUCCCCCAGAAGAGCUAGAAGAACAUAUCAGUUCUAUAAUUGGAUCAAUGUUGAGGAAUUGUCAGUCUACACAAAGGCAGCGUCUCUUCAAUAAAUUCAUCGAAAAUGAUCAUGAAAAGGUGGAGAGAUUGUUAGAGUUACAUUUUAAAUAUCUAGACAAAGUGAGGCAUGUUGACAAUCAGAUUGAAAGAGAAAAAAGUAGAUUAAAAUAUCUGGGACAAGAUGUGGAUGAAGACCUUGAGGACAGCUUUUAUUUACGGCGACUUGAUGCCGGACUUUUCACACUGCAGCUUAUAGAUUAUAUUAUGUUAGAAAUAUGUGUAACAGGACCUUCAAGUAUAAAAUCUCGGGUAUUACAGAUUUUAAAUAUGAGAGGCGGUUCAGUAAAAUCAAUAAGAAAUAUAAUGAGAGAAUAUGCAGGUAACAUAGGAGACGCAAAAGAUCCGGAUACAAGAGAGGAAGAACAGAAUCAUAUCUUACAGCUUGUUGACAAAUUCUGAUGUGAUGACUGGGGAUGUUUUGUGGUUUUAAUGUGAAAAGAGUUGUUACCACUCGUCCGUAAAUUAGGGUCCAAAAAGUUCGGAUUUAGGGGUCAUAUGCCUGAAACUGUUGGUAUAUUGAUGUCAUAAUGUCAGAAAGAGAAAUUAACAGUACUGAUAAAAAGAAAUUGAGAUGCUAUUGUGACUUUUUGUUUUGGUUUGAAUGUAGAAAAAUGUUUAUUUGAAAUAUUGUUAUAAUAACAUUGUAAUAUUUUGUUAUGGUUUGAAAACAAUUUAGGUGAAAUACUGUGUAGUAUUGAUGAUGAAAAAGUUAUAAUUUUAAAUAUUGCAAUUUAAGUAGAGACCAUGUUAUAGAUAGUUAAGAUACAGUAAAUACAUUUAAUACUUUUGAAUUAAGAACAAUUUUAUUUAAUAAAAUGAUGCUAUGAACUCAAUGGAGAUAAUGUAUUAUUCAACUCAUUUAAUAUGAGGAAAUAUUUUUGAUGUUGUUACACUUUAUGUUAUAUAUAUCAAAAUAGUAGUUCGGUAUUUCAAAGCAAUUCAGGCAAUUCUUUCAUAAAAGUAACUUAUUAAAAUAUUUAUUUCUUUUGAAAAUAAGUUAAAUAACUCUUGUUAUUGUAAUUUCAUACUGUACUUAUAUGAGUUUUCAAUCCAGAUUUGAAAAAUAAAUUUAAUAAAUUGAUAAAUUUUCCAUUUUUGAGAAGGAAUUAUGUAUAUCUGUUCACUGUGUGACAUAUUUGCAAUUAUUGUAGUUUGUUAUUUUAUUACUUUGGGUAUCUUUGGACUACAACAAGCUAAUAAAAAGAAGUUACAAGUUAUUGAAGGAUACCAGCAAUUGACUUUUCUGCUCUUUCUCACCAUGUAUUUUGUUUUAAUAUGGCCAUUGAAUCAUUAAAGGAACAAGAAAUUAUCAAGUAAGAAAUGUGUGGAAAAAAACAACAUUGAAGACGAUCAGAAACUCCUAUGGGUAUGAUAAAAUCUAGUCGGCAUAGAUUUAUAUAAAUUCUUAAUUGUGAAAGUUGAUAAAUCACACAAGAAAAGAUUAAAAAGGAUAUCAUGGACACUGAUUGUGAUGACUGUAAAAAACCCAUGAGAUGUGUAUAAUAUUACUCCCAUUGGAAAUUAUUGAAAAUAUCCUAGGUAAUAAUGUUAAAUUUUUAUUGUUGAAGAAAAAUAAUGCACUUUUCAGUUGUCAAAAAAAAUGCAUUCAAUUUGGAUUUCCAUUGAAAAUAACAAGAAUGAUGUCAGGAUAGAGUG